Larimichthys crocea (large yellow croaker) is the source of this 2880-nucleotide messenger RNA. Its product is annotated as signal-transducing adaptor protein 1. Gene Ontology annotation, molecular function: protein kinase binding; signaling adaptor activity. Gene Ontology annotation, biological process: positive regulation of B cell receptor signaling pathway; cell surface receptor protein tyrosine kinase signaling pathway. The transcript has 10 exons. The record is from RefSeq and is a predicted model, not a curated record. NCBI's taxonomy places the organism in Eukaryota, Metazoa, Chordata, Actinopteri, Sciaenidae. Bases 139 to 1317 code for a protein of 392 amino acids.
UGAGUGGGGAAACACUUUCUUUCAACUUUCUCUCUUUCUCUCAACGUUAUUGACAUCACCGUUGGACACACAGAAGUGAAGUGAGACGAAGCAAAACCAAACCAGAAGAAGCACACAGAUCUGACAGAGUGCUGGACAAUGACUUCGCACCCCAGAGUAGUUUACAAAAGGAGGGAGACUAUCACAGAGCUGCCUCUCUACUACUCUGGAGAGCUGCUAAAGAAACACAACAAGGACAAGGAGUUUAAGAAGUACUAUGCCGAGCUCCGGGGAGCCUCACUCUUCCUGUACAAGGAUCAGACACAAGAUACAUACACGGAGAAAUUGGACCUGGAAAAGCUGAAGUCCAUGGAGUUAAAUGCUCCAUAUGAGAAGAAGGCACCAACUAUCUUCACUCUCAAGCUGCACAAAGAGGAGGUGCAGCUGAAGAUGGACAAUCCUGACACAGGAGAGGAGUGGAGGGGUUACAUCCUGACUGUGAUCCAUAAAGAGAUUCCCAGUAAGCUGCUGCUGCUGCCUGGACAGAUAAUGCAGCUGGAGGAGGUUCUGGCUCAAGAGAAGAGACGAAACCCCCAGAUGGCGCAUCCACCUCUUCCACCCCGACCAGCAUUCCUACGGCCUGCAGGGACACCCCCAUCUAUACCGUCCAGAGACAACGUAGCUAAAACCCCUGAGGUUCCUGCGUGUUUGUUAAAUGUGACUCGGCAGGAGGCUGAACAAAUGUUGGAGGCAAACCCUGAGUACGGAAGCAUGAUCCUCCGUCCAUCCACCCUUGCCAACAACUACGCCCUGACCCUCAGACAAAUGAAGUCCAGUGGGCCUGUCAUGAAGAACUUCAGAGUGACCUCCACAAGCUCAGGCUUUGUGAUUGAACUGGACACACCAGUGACCGUCGCCUCCUUGAAUGAUGUACUUCAAUACUUCACUGAGAAGACAGAGUACCGUCUUUUCCCCUACAUGUCAUCUAAACCCUACGACACUCACAUCGAUUUGUCACCUCCUCCGAAGUGCAUCAGCCUGACCUCACCUACACCUAAAACAGUACCCAAGGCACAAGUCUCACCUAUGCUGCAGUCAAAGACCAAAGAAAAACCUCUACCCUGUCCAACCAAGGCAGUGGAAAAUGAAUAUGUACUUCCUGAUGAGCAAAAGCCUGGUGACCACAAACAAAAAAAAGUUCAUUUUGAUGGAGAGCUUCGUGAAGCUAUAAAAUUACGGAGGGGCACCAUCGAUUCUGACAGUGAGGUGGAAGAAGCUGGCACCAGCUACAAGAACACGACGAGUAAAAAAAAAGCAGGGUGGGCUUCUACAGCGUGAGGCACGCGCUGACGUUGCCUCACACAAACUUCAUGUCUGACAAUUUAAUGUUUAACUUUUUAAACCCAGCUGUAGCAAACACUCUGCCACCUUGACUGCUGUGAAAAUCGUUCAAAAUGCUCAUGACAAACUGAAAAAUAUGUGAUGUGGCAGUUAAAUUAAAAUGAAAGAGGAUUCAAACUUAGUUUAAGUACAGCUUAAAAACUUAAAUUACUUUGGGGCCCAUUGACCAGCGCAGGUUGUUCUCUCCUCAGGUGGCUGCUUUAACACAGAAAAACCAAAAUAGCAAUACCAACUAACAGCUGUCCAGGCGCACCAGUGCAGCGUUUAUGCUGUCAAGCUGCUUAGUCCACAGCCUUGCUUGUGGUACUGUGAGGCUGUACUUCAGUGCUUUCAGCUUAAUGCUAACGUCUGCGAAUCAGCACUGAAAAAUGGGAAUGUUUUUGUAUAAAAUGUUGACUUGAUGAUGGAGCUAGAUGAAAAGUCAGGGGGUCAAAAUGUUCGGAGUUCAUCCUCUGGGGAUCAUGAAUGUCUGUACCACAUGACUUGGUAAUCCAUCCAAAAGAGGACGACGAGUUAUUACAAUAAAAAGACUUCAUGGUGGCGCUAGAAGAAAAGUCAAAAGUCAACCAUUACAAUACAUCAUCUGUGACCUAUGAAUGUCUGUAGCCUACAACAUGUUGUUACUGUAAGUAAAUGUCGAGAUACUUCACUGACACAGAACACAGAAAAAGCUAUGACCAGCUGGUGAACGCCAGAGAAAAAGUCAGACGAUCAAAGUCAUUACUGAAAAUGUAUACUGUGGGGAACUUGAUAUAUUUAGGAUAUCUCAGUCUGGACCAAAGUCGUGGACUGACAGACCCAACAUUCCCACUCCAAAUGAGCUGUCUUACCAAAGAAUGAAAUAUUAAUAAAAAGAGACCAUGGAAGCUAAAAAUUCAAAAUGACAAGAAAAAUUUUAAAAGCAUAUUUCUGGGCUAAAUCUAGAGAUAGAUUCUGAACACAUGCGGGAUCUCACGGUAGGAUCUGGUCCUUGAGCGGUUUGUUUGAGACCUCUGCUAUCACAAUGCACAACACUGACACAGGAUAUCAUCAUAUUUCGUUUUGAUGAAAUAUUGUUUACAAAUCACUGAAUUAAGCUGUAAAUGUUUAGUCAUGUACAGAGGUAUAUAAAUGUUGUUUCUAAAUGAUGGAUGAUAUGUACUUAAGAGUUCUUUGAUACAGUUUUAUGACCAAGAUUUCAAUAUGAUUUUAACUAGAGCUGUAUCUAUGGAAUGUCAGAAAAUAGUCAAACUAGUCUUCAAAUAGUUUUUCUGGACCAAAACAUACAAAAAAAGGGAUAACCAAACCAGAGAUAAUUUGUUUUCUGAUCAUAUUCAGGGAAAAAACUGCUCAUCCUCACAUUUGAGAGCAGCAAAUGUUGUAAAUAUUAAGCAGCAAUUUUCUUUUUCGAAUCAUUGCAGCUCCAAUUUCAACUACAUGCAGUAUCGAUGCUCUUUGUCACACAGUUAUCGUGAAGGUUAUCAUGCUUUUCAGUUGUAGAUUAAAAGUGUAAAAGUAAAA